AUGGACGAACCUUACGUAAAAACUUGUGAAGAAGUUUUAGAGUUUUUUAACGUCGAUAUAACCAAAGGUUUAACUGAAAAGCAGAUUAAAGAGAAUGAGAAAAUCUUUGGAAAGAACGAGCUUCCUCAGGAAGAACCAACUCCCUUAUUGGAACUCAUUCUAGAACAAUUCAAAGACCAACUCGUUAUAAUUCUCUUAAUUUCUGCUGCGAUAUCUUUUGUACUGGCUUUAAUCGAAGAUUCUGAAGACCAGAGUACUGCAUUCGUAGAACCAAUUGUGAUUCUCCUAAUAUUAAUUGCCAAUGCUACUGUAGGGGUCAUACAAGAAACUAAUGCUGAGAAAGCUAUUGAGGCUUUGAAAGAAUAUUCACCUGAUGAAGCAAAAGUUUUACGUGAUGGACAUCUAAGCAAACUUCAUGCUUCGGAACUUGUACCAGGUGACAUUAUUGAUGUCGCUGUAGGUGACAAAAUUCCGGCUGAUUGUCGAGUAUUAAAGAUUUAUUCAUCUGCUUUAAGAGUCGAUCAGGCUAUCUUUACUGGUGAAAGUGUUAGUGUGAAUAAAGACACUAGGCCAAUUGAAGACCGACAGGCUGUGAAGCAGGAUCAAACAAAUAUUCUAUUUACGGGAACCACUGUAGUACUUGGAAAGGCACGCGCCGUUAUUGUUAAAACUGGUGCAAAUACAGCCAUUGGUGAUAUUCAUGAAAAUAUUGCUAGUCAAAUAUCUGCCAAAACUCCUCUAAAACUUAAAUUAGAUGAAUUUGGUGAUCAAUUGGCAAAGGUUAUUACUGUAAUUUGUAUACUUGUGUGGCUGAUAAAUAUUCGUCACUUCAAUGAUCCUUCUCACCAUGGUUGGCUUAAAGGUGCUAUAUAUUAUUUUAAAAUAGCGGUUGCACUAGCUGUUGCUGCUAUUCCUGAAGGUUUGGCCGUAGUUAUCACAACAUGUUUAGCUCUUGGUACAAAAAAAAUGGCAAAGAAGAACGCAAUUGUUCGAUCUCUUCCAUCUGUUGAAACUCUGGGCUGUACGAGUGUUAUAUGUUCUGAUAAAACUGGUACUCUCACAACAAAUCAAUAUCAUAUUGAUGGUUCUAAUUACUCUCCACAUGGAAAAAUCCUUACGGCUAAUGGCGAAACUGUCAAUUUUCUUCCUGAAAAUAGUCCUUGUAUUAAUGAUCUAGCAAAAAUAUGUGCUCUUUGUAAUGACUCCCGAAUUGCUUAUGAUGAUACUACUGAAUCAUAUCAUAAUGUCGGUGAACCAACCGAAGCUGCUUUGAAAGUCCUUGUCGAAAAACUUGGAACAGAUAGUAAUUCAUUUAAUAAUACUUUGGCUUCAUGUUCUUCAAAAGCACGUGCUACUGCUUGUAAUGAUUACUAUGAAAAUAGGUUUCAUCGUUUGGCAACUCUAGAAUUUUCUCGUGAUCGUAAAUCAAUGUCAGUUAUUGUCCAAAAUAAUGACAAAUCAACAUUAUUUGUUAAAGGUGCUCCUGAAUCAAUAUUAAAUAGAUGUACAUGUAUUCAAUUAUAUUCUUCAUCCACUCCUAUUACCCUUACUCCUAUUAUUCGAGAAAAAUUAUUUGAAAAACUUUUAGAAUAUGGUCAUAAAGGUUUACGAGUUCUUGCUAUGGCCAAAAUCGAAAAUUGUCCUACCAAUUGGGAUCUUCGUGACCCUUCAAAUUUUGUUCAAUUUGAAAAAGAUAUGACGUUUAUUGGCUUAGUAGGCAUGCUUGAUCCACCACGUCCUGAAGUUGUGGAAGCCAUUAAAAAAUGUAAAACUGCUGGAAUAAGAGUUAUUGUUAUAACUGGUGAUAAUCAAAACACAGCUGAAGCUAUUUGUAGAUCAAUUGGUAUUUUUGGUGAACAUGAAGAUUUGACUGGAAAAUCUUAUACUGGUAGACAAUUUGAUGAUUUUUCAAAUGAUGAAAAAGCUGAAAUUUUAAAGCGUGCUAGUUUAUUUUCAAGAACUGAACCAUCACAUAAGAGUCAACUUGUUGAUAUACUGCAAAAAAAUGGUGAGAUAGUGGCUAUGACAGGAGAUGGUGUUAAUGAUGCACCAGCUUUAAAGAAAGCUGAUAUCGGUAUUGCAAUGGGCUCUGGUACUGAUGUUGCUAAACUGGCUGCUGAUAUGGUUCUUGCGGAUGAUAACUUUGCUAGUAUCGAAGGUGCUGUUGAAGAAGGGCGAUCAAUAUAUAAUAAUACAAAACAAUUCAUUCGGUAUUUAAUUAGUUCAAAUAUUGGUGAAGUUGUAAGUAUUUUCCUUACAGUUCUUCUUGGUAUGCCAGAAGCUCUUAUUCCCGUCCAACUCUUGUGGGUAAAUCUUGUAACUGAUGGUCUUCCUGCAACUGCCCUUGGUUUCAAUCCUGCGGAUCAUGAAAUUAUGCGCCGUCCUCCACGAAAUCCUCGAGAACCUUUUGUUGGAAAAUGGUUAUUCUUCCGUUAUAUGGUUGUUGGCACUUAUGUUGGUGCCGCUACUGUGUUUGCAUAUGCUUGGUGGUUUAUGUUCUAUUCAGAAGGUCCUCAAAUUUCUUUUGAACAAUUGACAAACUUUCACAGGUGUAGUGAUCUAUUCCCAGAAAUUGGCUGCGAAAUGUUUACCAACAUUAUGGCCAGUCGUGCUACCACUAUGUCACUUUCGGUUCUUGUCACUAUUGAAAUGUUUAAUGCUACAAAUUCUUUGAGUGAAAACGACAGUUUAUUCACAUUACCUCCUCCAACCACAAUUAAUGUUGCGGUGGUUGGUCACUUUUCAGGAACGAAGCAACAGGAGAUUGUUGUUUCUAGAGUAACGCGCUUAGAAUUUCUUAGGGCUGAUCCAAAUUCGGGCAAAUUACAAACUCUUUUAACUCAUGACGUUUUUGGAAUAAUUAGAUCUUUGACACCUUUUCGUUUGACCGGAGGCUCAAAAGUCGGAUCUGAUUCAGGACGUAUAGUCAUUUUAGAAUACAAUCCAACAAAGAAUAGAUUUGAUAAAAUUCAUCAAGAGACAUUCGGAAAAUCCGGAUGUCGACGAAUUGUGCCUGGACAAUACUUGGCUGUAGAUCCGAAAGGGAGAUCAGUUAUGAUCGGUGCCAUCGAAAAGCAAAAACUUGUUUACAUUCUUAAUCGCGAUUCUGCAGCUAAUUUAACCAUAUCUUCGCCAUUGGAAGCUCAUAAAUCACAUACAUUGGUACAUCAUUGUAUAGGCUUGGAUGUUGGUUUUGAUAAUCCUGUCUUCGCUUGCUUAGAAGUAGAUUAUUCUGAGGCUGACCUUGAUCACACUGGUGAGGCUUUUAAUAAUACCGAAAAGAUGCUAACGUAUUACGAAUUGGAUCUUGGUCUAAAUCAUGUUGUAAGAAAAUGGAGUGAUCCAGUUGAUGCACGAGCCAAUAUGCUAUUUGCUGUUCCUGGUGGUAAUGAUGGUCCUUCUGGCGUACUGGUUUGCUCGGAAAAUUUUAUAACAUACAAGCACCAACUUUCACCUGAACUUCGUGUGCCAAUUCCACGACGCAAGAAUCCGUUAGAGGACUCAUCGCGUGGGCUCAUAAUUGUUGCUGGUGUUAUGCACAAGAUGAAAGGAGUUUUCUUUUUUUUACUACAAAGUGAGGAAGGUGAUAUAUAUAAAAUCACACUUGACUACGAGGAUGAUAAGGUGAAGGCAAUUAAAAUUAAGUAUUUUGACACCGUGCCCAUCGCUGCAUCAUUAUGCAUACUUAGAGCUGGUUUUCUGUUUGUAGCUGCGGAAUUCGGAAAUCACCGACUAUAUUCGUUUACAAGCCUUGGUGAUGAUAAUGAUGAACCAGAGUGGUCCAGCGAAAAUUUUAUGGAUACCGAUCUAAAUCAUCCUGCGUUGGCAUACUUCACUCCUAGAGAGCUACAAAAUUUAGAACGGGCUGAUGAAUUGGAAAGCCUAAAUCCAUUAAUUGAUGCCAAAGUUCUGAACCUUACAGAUGAUGAUACACCGCAAUUGUACGCUUUAUGUGGAAGAGGUGCCUGUUCAACUUUUCGGAUAUUAAGGCACGGAUUAGAAGUAUCUGAGAUGGCGGUUUCUGAAUUACCUGGCAAUCCUAAUGCCGUUUGGACCACUAAACUUAAAUCCGAUGAUGAAUUUGAUGCUUAUAUUAUUGUAUCAUUUGUAAAUGCAACGUUGGUGCUAUCCAUCGGUGAAACUGUUGAAGAAGUAACUGAUACUGGAUUUCUUGCUACAACACCCACAUUGGAUGUUCAUCAACUUGGCGAUGAUGCUUUACUUCAAAUAUAUCCUCAAGGAUUGAGACAUAUCCGUGCAGAUCGCCGCGUAAAUGAAUGGAAGACACCUGGAAACAGAGCCAUAGUAAAAGCUACAACAAACAAACGUCAGGUUGUUAUAGCAUUAACAGGCGGUGAGCUCGUUUAUUUUGAGUUAGAUAACCAAGGACAGUUGAAUGAAUAUCAAGAACGCAAAGAAAUGACAGCAAAUGUACACUGUUUGAGUAUUGGAGAAGUUCCAGAAGGGAGACAACGGUCACGAUUUUUGGCUGUAGGCUGUGAUGAUAAUGCCGUUAGAAUCCUUUCACUUGAUCCUGACAAUACUUUAGAGGUUCUAAGUACACAGGGUCUAAGCGCACCUCCACAAUCUUUAUCCAUUAUUGAAAUGAUGGAUAUCGGUACUGAUGCUUCACAUGGAACGCUCUACCUUAAUAUAGGAUUACAAAAUGGAGUAUUAUUGCGAACAGUAUUGGAUACUAUAACUGGUGCAUUGACAGAUACUAGACAAAGAUUCCUCGGUGCUCGACCAGUUAAACUUUUUCAAGUCAAAAUACAGGGAUCUCCUGCAGUUUUAGCGCUGUCAAGUCGACCUUGGCUGAGUUAUACGUUUCAAUCUCGAUUACAUCUUACACCACUUUCAUAUGAUAUGCUGGAGUAUGGAUCCAAUUUCACGUCACCACAAGUUCCGGAAGGUAUUGUGGCAAUUUCUGCCAAUACUUUAAGAAUAUUUGCUGUGGAAAAGUUAGGGACAGUAUUUAAUCAAGCAACAAUACAACUUAAAUACACUCCGCGUCACUUUAUCCUUCAUCCAAUUUCGAGAAAUUUUGUUAUAAUUGAGAGUGAACAUAAUACAUUUUCUCCAGCGGAGAAGGAAAAGGCAUUGGAGGCAAAAGCGAAAAGUGGAGUUGAAUAUGAUCCUAAAUUAUUGGAAUUACCUCCGGAUACGUUUGGUUUACCCAAGGCGGAGCAUGGAAAAUGGGCGUCAUGCAUUCGUGUUCUGAACCCAUUCCAAGGCGAAACAAUGUCAUUAGUCGAACUUGAAGAUAAUGAGGCAGCAUUUAGUAUUGCUACAGUUAACUUUCAUGGACAAAAUAAUGAAUUAUUCCUUGUUGUUGGUACUGCAAAGGACGCAAAUUUGGCACCACGCACAUGUUCAGCAGGAUAUUUGCAUGUAUAUCAAUUUGUAGACGAAGGAAACACUUUAAAACUUGUACAUAAGACACAAUGUGAUGAUAUUCCUUUAGCACUUCUAGGAUUCCAAGGGAGACUUAUUGCUGGUGUUGGAAAAGCAUUGAGAAUAUACGAUAUGGGUAAAAGAAAAUUGCUACGGAAGUGCGAGUCAAAGGCGAUUCCAAAUUGCAUUGUUAAUUUACAUACGCAAGGAAAUCGUAUUAUUGUCUGUGAUAUGCAAGAAUCAGUUCAUUAUGCAUCAUACAGGCCACACGAUAAUCGUAUCAUAAUUUUUGCUGAUGAUACCACACCGAGAUGGAUAACAACCACAACAAUGAUAGACUACGAUACACUCGCUGGUGGAGAUAAAUUUGGAGAUUUCUUUAUUGAUCGGCUACCAGCAGAAACGAGUGAAGAAGUAGAUGAAGAUCCUACUGGAAAUAAAAUAAUGUAUGAAAAAGGAUAUUUGAUGGGGGACAUUAUCACAUCCCUUCAUCGAACAACACUUGUUGCUGGCGGACGUGAAAUUCUAACUUAUACUGGCAUAAUGGGUAGUAUUGGAGUAUUUGUCCCAUUUCUGACAAGGGAAGAUAUAGAAUUUUUCCAGACCCUUGAAAUGCAUAUGAGAAACGAAGCAUCACCUUUAGCUGGGCGUGACCACCUUCAAUAUCGUAGUUUUUAUGCUCCUGUGAAAAGUAUGGUCGAUGGUGAUUUGUGUGAACAAUAUAAUUUAUUACCAAUGGAUAAAAAGAAAAUGAUUGCUGAAGAGUUAGACCGUACUCCUGCUGAAAUACAAAAGAAAAUUGAAGACAUGAGAGUAAUGGCAGCGUUUUAA
Cetraspora pellucida is the source of this 6225-nucleotide messenger RNA. The record is from the annotation of a GenBank genome assembly. NCBI's taxonomy places the organism in Eukaryota, Fungi, Glomeromycota, Glomeromycetes, Diversisporales, Gigasporaceae.